UGUCUAGAAUACGGUCGUAUUUUCUAGGUUUGGUGUGGUGAUCAGUGAUGCGUGCGCCCCUUUCGUGAACCCCCAUCGGAAACCAUGGUGCAUGUGUUGUUCUGCUGCACUCUGCUGGCAGUGGCAGUGAAGGGUCAGAUCAGCGAUCUUCGCUACACAGAGACCAGCAAUGAUAAUGUGGCCGAAGCGAUACAGUUUCUGCGUGAGUUUGAUCGUGAGGCGGCAGAGAUGUGUAACCGGGUGGCAAACGCUGAGUGGCGCUUCUCCACCAAUGCCACCGACUUCAACAAGCGUCGAAUGCGGGAACAGCAAAAUCUGGCCGCUAAGUUUGAAUGCAUUACCUGGCGCCGAGCGGUGGCAUUCGAUUCCUCGCGCAUCGUAGACACCAGCAUCCGGCGCCAGUUGGGACGGAUCGUGCAACAGGGGCGGUGUGGUUUGGGCGACGAUAAGCACACCGAGCUGCAGCACGUUCUGGCCCUGCUAAAGGAUAACUACAACAAUGCCAAAGUGUGCCCCUACCGUGGGCAAGAGUCCAGCGAUGGAGGAACAUUUUCGGGCUACAAAAGCACCAACUACGUGACCGGAUACAGUGGGUACUGUGAUCUGAAGAUCACGCCCGAUCUGGUGCGCAUAAUGGAGACGAGCCGCUCGGAACCGGAGCUGCGGUACUACUGGAUUGCGUGGCACGAGAAGACGGGCCCACCGGUGAGGAACACGUUCAUGCGCUAUCUGGAUCUGGCGAACCAGGCGGCCGAACGGCACGGUUUCCACGAUGCUGGCGAGCAGAUGCGCUCGGUGUACGAGGAUGAGGAGUUUUUCUUCACCGUCAACGAUCUCUGGAGUCAGCUGCAGCCGCUGUACAAGCAGUUGUUCAGUUUUGUGCGGAAAGGAUUGGUUCGACAGUAUGGAGAGCACGUGGUCCGACGGGAUGGUCCGAUACCAGCACAUCUGCUGGGUAAUAUGUGGGGUCAGAAUUGGAGGCACAUCAUGGACAUCAUCAAACCGGGACCACUGGAGUCUCCCGAUGUAACGGGAGAGAUGGUACGCCAGGGUUACACGCCGUUGAAGAUGUUUCAAACGGCGGAAGAGUUUUUCACCUCGAUCGGGCUUCCACCGAUGGCACCCGAGUUCUGGCGCAACUCGAUGUUGCAGAGUGCGACCGACGGUGCCGGGCAGUGCAGUGCGUCGGCGUGGGAUUUCUGCAACAAGGUGGACUUCCGCAUCAAGCAGUGCACACAGGUUUCGUUGGACGACUUUGUCAAUGCUCAUCACGAGAUGACACACAUCCAGUACUACAUGAAGUACGGGAGCCAACCGUUCCUGUAUCGGGAAGGACCGAAUCCAGCGUUCCACGAGGCCUUGGCGGAUGCGGUAGCGCUCAGUGUUGGCGGGCCGGCACAUUUACAGAAAAUAGGGCUGCUCAGCAGCUCCAUCACGGUGGCGAACGGUAAUACGGUGAUCAACAUCGAGUAUCUACUCAAUUUGGCGCUGGAUAAGCUACCAUUUAUGGCAUUUAGCAUAGCACUGGAGAAGUGGCGCUGGUACGUGUUCGAGAAGGGACCUGUUGGGAUGAAUGCUCGCUGGUGGGAGCUGCGAUUGCGAUACCAAGGGUUGAUACCACCGACCGGGCGGGCAUUCGAGCAUUUCGACGCCGGAGCCAAGUUUCACGUGAUAUCGGACCAGGAUUACAUCAAGUAUUUCGUCGCCACCGUGCUGCAGUUUCAGAUAUUCUCCGAACUAUGCCUUGCUGCCAACCACUACGGACCGUUGCACACUUGUGACUUUUAUCGGUCACGUGAAGCUGGCCGAAUAUUAAGUGACGUCAUGCAACAAGGGGCUUCCCUGACGGCUGCCCAGCUCAUCAAACUUCUUACCCGAGGAAAGACGUCUCGAUUGUCGGUAGAUCCGCUGCUGGAGUUUUUCCGACCGCUGGAGGCCUGGCUCGAAGCCCAGAACAGGGAUGAAGAGAUCAUAGGAUGGAGUUCGCGCAUGGAGGAUGUAGCGCUCUUUCAACCACUGAUGGGAAGGAAUGGACAUAGCUCGGCGGCAACAUGGUUUACAAGCUGGACAAUGCUUUCAGUGAUGCUGGGAGGAUUAAUUGUAGCCCCUAGAAUGUAGAGUAAUU
This is a messenger RNA of Anopheles aquasalis, 2125 nucleotides long. Its product is annotated as angiotensin-converting enzyme-like. The record is from RefSeq and is a predicted model, not a curated record. NCBI's taxonomy places the organism in Eukaryota, Metazoa, Arthropoda, Insecta, Diptera, Culicidae. Gene Ontology annotation, molecular function: metallopeptidase activity; peptidyl-dipeptidase activity. Gene Ontology annotation, biological process: proteolysis. Gene Ontology annotation, cellular component: plasma membrane.